Bactrocera oleae (olive fruit fly) is the source of this 1499-nucleotide messenger RNA. RefSeq names its product Cytochrome c oxidase subunit 5B (gene COX5B). Gene Ontology annotation, biological process: mitochondrial electron transport, cytochrome c to oxygen. Gene Ontology annotation, cellular component: mitochondrial envelope. The record is from RefSeq and is a predicted model, not a curated record. Lineage: Eukaryota; Metazoa; Arthropoda; Insecta; Diptera; Tephritidae.
UUUUUCGAUAUAUCAAAGCAAAUAACUCCUUUCGACAUGUUUAAGUUAUUUUUAACAAUAUUAUUUUAUUUUAAGUAAUAAUUUAUAUUGAAUUAAUUAGUCGGCUUAUGUUAUUCACUUCCGUUUCCUAGCAACAGUUCAUUGCAACGCGAAUUUUAAGCGAUUAGUUUAAUAGUGCUGCCGGUGCUGCCGGAUAAUCACGAAACCUGAGAUUUUAAAAAUAUUUAAAUGUAUUAAUCAAAGCUAUUAAACCGUGUCUUCGAAUGAAACCAUACAAAAAUGUAUGAAAAAACUUUCAAUUCCAAACAGCUUCCAUAAGCAAAACAUUUCUAACAACUAAUGCACUCGCUAUUUUGCAGUGCUGCCCAUUCUCAACUAUUUUCUGUAAUUUUGCAAUGGCAACAGCACCACGGCGGAGCUGUCAAUUUGACUUUUCACCUUUUCAAGCAGCGACGACGAGCGAACCAGCGAGCUUGUGUGUGUUGAAAAUUACGAAAUAAAUUAAAGUUUUUGUCAAAAAUCGAAACUUUGUGUGAUCGUAGAUCGCGAAUAUUUGUUGAUUUGAAAUCAAACUCAGUAGUUAAAUUACACAAAAAUGGCUUCGGUUUGUGGGCGUAUGGCUUUGCGUGCGGCGACACGUCAAAAUUUGCAAUACACUCCAGCGCGUUUCUGUAAAAUGAUGAACGACCCUAUGGAGCACGCUACCGGUAUUGAAAAGCGUGAACUUCUGGCCAAGGCCGCUGGUAACGAUAAUCCCUUCGACAUGAAAGUGUUCAAGCGUGGCGCUGGCACCAAAGACACUCCCAACCUGAUACCAUCAGCAUUCGAUGCCCGUAUUGUGGGUUGCAUCUGCGAAGAAGAUCAAACCUAUGUACAAUGGAUGUGGCUGCAAAAGGGCACACCAAAACGUUGCGAAUGCGGUCAUUGGUUCAAAUUGGUUGAAAAGGCUCCCGUUUAAAUCAAUUAAUUUAAUAAACUGCUAAUUUCAUUUUACUAAGCAAAAAGUAACCAAAUAAAUUCACAAAACCAACCACAAAACUCUAAAAUAAUAGUGAAAUAAAAACCGAGAGCUUCAUGCAAGAAUAUCAACGUUUGAAAGAGUUGCAAGCUAUGUUGGAUGCUGCUUUGCUAAAGCCAAAAAUCACCACUGGCAUAGAAUUACAUAAAUAAUAAAUGAAAUAUUAUUACAGUGUUCUGUAAUAUUUAAUGUUAACUGUAUGCGAUGAAUAGAACACAUACUGCAGUGUCGAAGACAAAAGCCUUGUUUGUUAUUAAUUUAUAUCGGUUUAUUUUUGCUUUCGGAAGGAUUUCUGUCGCAACAAUUUUUCUACUUUUUUCUUAAUUAUCCUUAGUGGUUUAGCGUCUUUUUUAUUGCCAUCAAUAAGAGUGAAGUCUUCAAUGCUAAACGAUAAUCGCACCAAUUAAUUAUCUCUGUAGUCGAGUUGUUUUUGAAAAAGUUUAAUAAAUACAUAUAAUUUUAUUAAUAAUUGAAUAGUUAA